AGAUGCAAAAAAGGCCGGCGGGCCUAUGGGCCUCAGCAUGGCGGGCACGGGAUUGGUGGCCGGAGAGGUGGUGGUGGAUGCGCUGCCUUAUUUUGAUCAAGGAUAUGAAGCCCCUGGUGUGCGGGAAGCGGCCGCGGCGCUGGUAGAGGAGGAAACCCGCAGGUACCGACCUACUAAGAACUACCUGAGCUACCUGACGGCCCCGGACUAUUCUGCUUUUGAAACUGACAUAAUGAGAAAUGAAUUUGAAAGACUGGCUGCUCGACAACCGAUUGAACUGCUCAGUAUGAAACGAUAUGAGCUUCCAGCCCCUUCCUCGGGUCAGAAAAAUGACAUUACUGCAUGGCAAGAAUGUGUAAACAAUUCUAUGGCCCAGUUAGAACAUCAAGCAGUUCGGAUUGAGAAUCUAGAACUAAUGUCACAGCAUGGAUGUAAUGCCUGGAAAGUAUAUAAUGAAAAUCUAGUGCAUAUGAUUGAACACGCACAGAAAGAACUUCAGAAGUUAAGAAAACAUAUUCAAGAUUUAAACUGGCAGCGAAAGAACAUGCAACUCACGGCUGGAUCUAAAUUGAGAGAAAUGGAGUCAAAUUGGGUGUCCCUGGUCAGUAAGAACUAUGAGAUUGAACGGACUAUUGUGCAACUAGAAAAUGAAAUCUAUCAAAUUAAGCAGCAACAUGGAGAGGCAAACAAGGAAAACAUCCGACAAGACUUCUGAAAAGGCAAAUUAAUCUUGUGGGCAGAAAGGAAGAAAAGUUGGGCUUUCACGGAGGCCUCUGAACUCUCUCUGAACUGUGAACGGCAACAGCAUCCCCUGGAAGCUCCUGAUGUCUAAUGUUGAGAAAUCACAGAAUGUGUGGACUGUUACAUUGAUUCUGUUCAUGUGUCUUAGCAAAAUAAAAAUUCUAACUUGGUAUUUUUAUAGCCAUAAAAGAACUUCAGGCUUUUAAAAUAAGUAUGACUUUAAAAUAAUACUUUGUCAUAGAAUUGAUUUGGAGCCACUUGGACCAUAUUUUGUAUCUAAGGAUCUUUGUUUAGAGCUUUUAACAUGUAUAGGAAGUUGGAAACUUUUGAGUUAUGUCUUUGUUUAAUAAAGAGGUAGUUCUGAACGCAAAAAAAAAAAAAAAAAAAAAAA
Molecule: messenger RNA, 1132 nt
Organism: Carlito syrichta (Philippine tarsier)
Lineage: Eukaryota; Metazoa; Chordata; Mammalia; Primates; Tarsiidae
Product: pre-mRNA-splicing factor SPF27
Exons: 3
Coding region: 26-715 (229 amino acids)
Biological process (GO): mRNA processing
Cellular component (GO): precatalytic spliceosome; catalytic step 2 spliceosome; Prp19 complex
Source: RefSeq, a predicted model, not a curated record